AUGGCACAUUAUCUCCUACAGGCUCAGACUGCUCAAAGCACAUUAACCUCUUCAGCACCAGGAUCAGACUGCUCACAGCACACCAACUUCUCCAGCUCCAUGUAUCAACUAAUAUCUGUACAUCACCUUAUUAUUCCUUACAGGGGUCAGACUGCUCAAAGCACGUUAACCCCUCCAGGGUCAGACUGCUCAAAGCACGUUAACCCCUCCAGCAGCCUCUGUCAUAGCCUGCCGUCUGCUUAUGUUUACGGAGUGAAAAUGGAGCUCUGGGAAGAUGAAUUUUACAAUGAAAUAGAGGAAAGAGGAGUGCCUGAUGAUUGGGAAUUCUAUGAGGAUGUAGACCUGGACAUGCAAGAGAGGGGAGCAAAAUACACACAGCACACAUUUGCGAGGUUCAAAUGCUCUAGUUGUAAACGUUGGUGGAACUCUGCAGAAGUCCAUGUUGUAUUUUUUAUGACUUUGAAUAGAUCCCUACAACAGGGCACAGUAAGGAUGAGGAUCUUUAGGCAGGAAUGUAAACAAUGCAGCGUUCCUGAACUGGAAACACCAGAGAUUAGUCAUGAGAAUAUCAUAAGAAUCAUCAAAAACCUGGUGAACCGCAUUCCACAGGUAUUCUAUGGUGAGAGGAAACUCAAACAAGAUUUUAAACCUGAGAUAUAUGGCAAGGAUAGGGAAGGUCCUCAUGACAAGGAGCACUGUGAGGCUUGUAAGUUGAUGAUAUGUAAUUGGACAGUGGUGACCAAAAAACAACCAGCAGUACAAAGUUCCUCUGCCACAAAGAAACCGAAGCAUAAGCAAAAGACACAUAAAAAAGAGGAACAGUGUCAAUCAUCUACGAUGAUAUCAAAUGUUUUUACCUCUACACCAACCUACUCAGACUAUGAAGCUGAUGUUAGAUCAACACCAACCUACCCUAACUAUGAAGAAAAUAUUGCCCCAAAGAAGAAGCAUAAGCCAAAAAAACGUAAGAAAAAUAAACAGUGCCAACCAAAUAGAAUGACAUCACCGUCUGUUUUUACAUUUACACCAACCUACCCAGAAUAUGAAGAUUUUAGAUCAACACCAACCUACUCAGACUAUGAAGACAAUAUGAUCAAUCUAAGAUAUACAACAGCUUACUCACCACCACGUAAAAAAGAAACAUCUACCUUUCCUAUUUUAACCUCUGUCAUUUUAGGAAUUGGGGCAUUGGCUCUAUGGUAUUUGAAAAAAUAAACAAUCAUCAUACUGUACUGACAAAUUUUAUAAAAAUGAAAAAUUGCCUAGAGAAGGCCAUGUAAAGGGACAAGGACACAAAACAUUUUUAUAACUGAUCAAUAAUAAAGUUUCUCA
Molecule: messenger RNA, 1332 nt
Organism: Hyla sarda
Lineage: Eukaryota; Metazoa; Chordata; Amphibia; Anura; Hylidae
Product: receptor-transporting protein 3-like
Exons: 6
Coding region: 1-1215 (404 amino acids)
Biological process (GO): protein targeting to membrane; detection of chemical stimulus involved in sensory perception of bitter taste; protein insertion into membrane
Molecular function (GO): olfactory receptor binding
Source: RefSeq, a predicted model, not a curated record